Messenger RNA from Adineta ricciae, 912 nucleotides. The record is from the annotation of a GenBank genome assembly. NCBI's taxonomy places the organism in Eukaryota, Metazoa, Rotifera, Eurotatoria, Adinetida, Adinetidae.
AUGAUCGGUAAUCUUCAGCUUACAUGGCCUUCAUAUGGGAUUGAGAAUGCAACAUAUGCGGGCAAAUCUUAUUUUAUAUUUCACACGUGCACUGUUGAUACAGGCCUAUUUAUCUUGUAUCACGCAUAUCAAGCUCACUCGGACGAAUUUCGCGCUCUUUUCACAUCUGACGCUCUUCAUAUUUAUACAGUUAUCCGUCGUACCUUUCAACUGGUCGAAACAGAAGGAUGGACUAUAGCUCGUCUGUAUUGGCUUACUGAACAUAAUCUUCUUACAAAUAAGCAUUCGAACGGCAAAUAUGACCUUAUGAAUACGAUGGAAGCAAUUGUCUUUCAAUUCGUCAAACCUAUGCAAACGUUUCCUAUUAAGUCUCAAUGUUCAUGUAAUGUUUGUCCGAAGCGAAUCCGUGAGCACACAAAUGUAGAUAUAUCACUGAUGAAAACCAAUGGAAAAUUCCUGAACUUCCUACCAUCUUUUGCCACCACAAGAGAACAUCCGUGCAGAGCAGAUCUUGGUAGUGUUAAACCGCGAAAAUAUCCUGAAAAAUAUUCCAUCGAUGAAAAAUUCCCAGUGGUGGAUAUAGCGACAAAUAUUACUCAUAUACAAAAACGUUACAUAUGCGAAGCUAAUCGAACAGUCGGCAAAGCAAAGUUUUUGCAUCAAUCACCAUUUGUUAUUGUUGACGUUGGAUUCGAUCCUGCAUUUGUGCGAGAUUUGCCAGACCCAUUGUAUAUUGGUGAACACACGUAUAACCUCUCCGCGGCUAUCAAUAAUACAAACCAACACUUCACAGCUAUGAUCAAAGCACAAGACGGCAGUUAUUACCAUUUUGAUGACACACAUCAUAAAGGAUGCAUCAGUCACGACGGUCGUAUUCUCGUCGAAUUAGCAUUAUAUGUACUUCAAAUGUAA